AUCAUCGGUCACGUGACCGGUAUUUCUUGCUACGUGUCUGCCGUGUAACCAAAAUCGCUCUCACAAAGUACCGUAAAUCGGGACUUGGCCACUUAUUUGACGUGACAUCGUACAAAUUAGACUAUCCGAAGUGAAUCUGUGAUCCUUUUAGUUUAAUUCAUCGCCCAUCAACAUGGGAAUCAAAUUUUUAGAAGUAAUCAAACCGUUCUGCAGUAUCCUGCCCGAAAUAGCCAAGCCUGAAAGAAAGAUUCAAUUCAGGGAGAAAGUACUAUGGACUGCUAUCACACUCUUCAUCUUUCUCGUAUGUUGUCAGAUUCCACUUUUUGGCAUUAUGAGUUCAGACUCAGCUGACCCUUUCUAUUGGAUACGUGUAAUUUUAGCGUCAAAUAGAGGCACGUUGAUGGAGUUGGGUAUUUCCCCGAUCGUAACUUCCGGACUGAUUAUGCAGCUUCUAGCAGGAGCAAAAAUCAUUGAAGUGGGGGACACGCCAAAAGAUCGGGCUUUAUUCAAUGGCGCACAAAAGUUAUUUGGUAUGGUGAUCACUGUGGGCCAAGCCAUCGUGUACGUGAUGACCGGCAUGUACGGGGACCCUGCUGAGAUAGGCGCCGGUGUGUGUCUCUUGAUCAUAAUUCAGUUGUUUGUGGCUGGUCUCAUAGUCCUGCUCCUCGACGAGCUCCUCCAAAAAGGCUACGGUCUCGGUUCGGGCAUUUCUCUCUUCAUUGCGACAAACAUCUGUGAAACCAUCAUUUGGAAAGCAUUCUCGCCGGCCACUGUUAACACUGGAAGAGGAACAGAAUUCGAGGGCGCUGUAAUCGCUCUCUUCCAUUUACUAACCACUCGUCAAGAUAAAAUUCGAGCGCUUCGUGAAGCCUUCUACAGACAGAAUUUACCCAAUUUGAUGAAUCUGUUAGCUACAGUUCUCGUGUUUGCUAUAGUGAUAUACUUCCAAGGGUUCAGAGUGGAUUUGCCCAUCAAGAGUGCUAGAUAUCGUGGCCAGUAUUCCAGCUAUCCAAUCAAACUCUUCUACACGUCCAAUAUUCCUAUCAUUUUGCAAUCAGCUCUGGUUUCUAAUUUGUACGUGAUUUCGCAAAUGUUGGCGGUUAAAUUUCAAGGGAACUUCCUUAUCAACUUGUUGGGAGUUUGGGCUGAUGUUGGUGGCGGUGGCCCAGCUCGGUCUUACCCAAUUGGCGGCCUGUGUUACUACUUAUCGCCCCCAGAAAGCGUCGGCCACAUCCUUGAAGACCCCAUCCAUGCGCUCUUAUACAUCGUGUUUAUGUUAGGUUCUUGUGCCUUCUUCUCCAAGACGUGGAUUGAAGUUUCCGGAAGUUCGGCGAAAGAUGUUGCGAAACAGUUGAAGGAGCAGCAAAUGGUCAUGAGAGGGCACCGAGACAACUCGAUGAUUCACGAGUUGAAUCGGUAUAUCCCAACAGCUGCAGCUUUUGGUGGACUAUGUAUUGGAGCUUUGUCCGUUUUGGCGGAUUUCUUGGGUGCUAUUGGAUCAGGCACCGGUAUUUUGUUAGCUGUCACUAUUAUUUACCAGUACUUUGAAAUUUUCGUUAAGGAACAAAGCGAUAUGGGCGGCAUGGGGGCCCUUCUAUUUUAAAGCAAUCGAAAUAUCGUCAGCGAAAGCUUGACUGAUAUUGUGAUUUUCUUGUUAAUUGUAAACAUUAAUUGUCGGAAUUGUUCUUUACAGGUGUAGAUUUAGUUUCAAAAUGCGACAGUUAAUGUUUUGUCUUAUAAUGAUGUCACUUUGUAGAUCAAGUGAUCAAUUUUUUGUACUAAGAACUUUUUAAGAUAAUAUUACAAAUUUUUUCAUUGUAUAUUCACAUUUAGUUCCCCUGCAUUUUAUGGAUGUUGAUAUUUGUGAAUGGCGCUCCGUAAGACACGUCUGGUAUUUACAUACUUGCAUCAUUUUCAUGCAAACGGUUGUGUGUUUUGGUCAUUUUGUUAUAGAUUAUAAUUUAUUUUAAAUACAACUAAUUUCCAUAAU
Molecule: messenger RNA, 1990 nt
Organism: Tribolium madens (black flour beetle)
Lineage: Eukaryota; Metazoa; Arthropoda; Insecta; Coleoptera; Tenebrionidae
Gene: Sec61alpha
Product: protein transport protein Sec61 subunit alpha
Exons: 5
Coding region: 173-1603 (476 amino acids)
Biological process (GO): SRP-dependent cotranslational protein targeting to membrane, translocation; post-translational protein targeting to membrane, translocation
Cellular component (GO): Sec61 translocon complex; membrane
Molecular function (GO): transmembrane protein transporter activity; ribosome binding; signal sequence receptor activity
Source: RefSeq, a predicted model, not a curated record